AUAAAGAGAUGGUGAAAAUACCCACAAUGUCCCCUUCUCCCCUCUUCCACUGCCCCACCCCCUCCUUCUGUUCUUCCCCCAAACAACCACACGCAGUAGAGAGAGAAACUCUGAAGCUGAGAGAGAAGGGGAGGAGAUCGUAGGGUAAGAUCUUCCCACGAUCGUCAUAUUUCCCAUGACGUUACUUGUUUGAUUUUUCAUCUACAAAGCAAGCCUAGAUCUUCUCCAACAACAGAGAAGAAGAUCUAAUCUUUUUCUUCUUUGACCUGGACGAUGCGGGGUGGCAGAGCACCUCCACAGUUCAAGCAGUCACCGGAGGGAGAUCCCGGUGUCGGAGAAAUCAACAGAUCCGGUGGAUCCAAGGAGAUCAGGUUCAGGGGAGUGAGAAAGAGACCGUGGGGAAAAUUCGCGGCUGAGAUCAGAGACCCUUGGAAGAAAACCCGUGUAUGGCUCGGGACCUUUAACUCGGCAGAGGCCGCCGCUCGAGCCUAUGACGCCGCUGCUCGUAAUCUCCGUGGUCCAAAAGCCAAGACCAACUUCCCGGGGUCGCCUUCUCCUCCUCCUCCUAUUCAUCUAUCUCCUUAUCGAAACAAUCAAUUUGGCCAUCGGUUAAGCGAUUCAUCAUUCGUCGAUCAACAGAUGUUCCCGCAGGAUCAUCCUAUUAUCUCCCAGAGGCCGACAACCAGCGGCAUGAGUAGCACGGUGGAGUCCUUCAGCGGGCCACGGCCUCCCCGGCUUUCCACGGCGGUACCUUCUCGUCCAUUAGUAGUUCCAGAUGAUUGCCACAGCGACUGCGAUUCUUCCUCCUCCAUUGUUGAUGACAUGGACUGUGACUAUAUCGCAUCUUCUUCAAGAAAGCACUUGCCUUUCGAUCUGAACAUGCUCCCCGCAGAGGGAUUAGAGGAUGCCAAAGCCUAUGAUGAGCUUCCAUUCACUGAUCUUUGUCUCUGACGGCGAACGGUGGUGAAUCUUCAUUGUAACCAAUUUGAUUUCCUAAUUUUACUUUUAUUUUAUAUCACGAUAUGGAAAGGGAAGAGGGGGAAAUCAAGAAGAAGAAGAUGAAAGUGGGUUAUAUUAGGGUCAAGACUGAAUCUUUGUUAUCAUAAUGAAGGUUUGGAACAUCAAAUGGGGUUUGUCUGUGACAAGCUUGCUGUUUGAACUUUGAAGUGGAUUUUCAUGCUGAUUAAUUAACAUGGCUGUAUCACUUAGCUGAUGCAUUAUGCGAUUUAUUUUAUGGUGAUGAUCUUUGUGGAAUGAUAACCAUAUGUCACAAUAUCCCUUUAAGCAUAGUAGUUGUAUUCACAUUUGCGCGAUUCUUCUUACACUGGCAUGAGGUGUGUCUUCAUAUGCUCUUCAUUGAUUGUCAUGUAUGUUGUGUGACUUGUGUCUUUAGCUUGAUGACGUCUCUGCUUUUUAAAGAGUAGAUUUUCUCUUCUAUUAUUGUGAUCAACUGAUGUUUUGUUGCUGUGUCGGAGUAAAUGGUUAUAUUAUUUUACAUU
Messenger RNA from Cuscuta epithymum, 1499 nucleotides. The record is from the annotation of a GenBank genome assembly. NCBI's taxonomy places the organism in Eukaryota, Viridiplantae, Streptophyta, Magnoliopsida, Solanales, Convolvulaceae.